GUUUCCUUUUUAUCACUUCAUUGAGAUACAAGCAACACCCUGAUUUCAUUGUCAUGAAAGAUAUGUUCUAUUAUUGUAUUUUCGAUGUUGAUGUAUUUUCAUAUGUUAAACGUGAUUAAUCAAUUAAUUAAUGUCAAAUUGUGGAUUAAACUUAUAAAAGUGAUGACUUAUCCAGCACACAACUGAAGCUUCAUUGAAUUGAUUACUAGUGAGGAAAUGGUCUGAUUUCUUUGUUUUUAAUAUCUGGGUAAUUCAUUAAAUUUCAGGAUUCUUUCAUCCUAAAGUUUCCAAAGAAGUCUCCAUUGGUGUUGAGGAUGGUUGUAUUGCUGUUUGUAAUGGUUUGUGGUUUGUAUAUAUGCUCGAUUUGUUUGAAGCAAAUAAGCACCAGCAGCACGCAUGAGUUUUUGAACAUCGGAGUGAUCCAAAAGCCGUGUCCGGAACCAAAUAUCAAGCCAUGGGAAAUUCCAUACGUGCAUUAUCCGAACCCCAAAACUUCCAGCAGGGCUGAGUGUGCAUGCAAUCCUGUCCGGUAUUUUGCCAUUAUGUCGAUGCAGAGAUCUGGGAGUGGAUGGUUUGAAACAUUAUUGAACAAUCAUACUAACAUAAGCUCAAAUGGGGAGAUAUUCUCUGUCAAAGUUAGGAGAAGUAAUGUGUCAACAAUUUUUGAGACUUUGGACAAAGUUUAUAACUUGGACUGGUUCAGCAGUGCCUCGAAAAAUGAGUGCACAGCUGCAGUUGGCUUGAAAUGGAUGCUUAAUCAGGGACUGAUGCAGCACCAUAAAGAAAUAGUCGAAUACUUUAAUACUCGGGGUGUUUCAGCUAUUUUUCUCUUUCGAAGGAAUCUUUUGCGGAGGUUGAUUUCAAUACUAGCAAAUUCUUAUGAUCGGGAUGCUAAGCUACUGAAUGGAACCCACAAGUCUCAUGUUCAUUCGCUUCAUGAGGCCGAGAUACUUGCUAGCUACAAACCUGCAAUCAAUGCAACGUUGCUCAUUCCAAAUAUAAGGCAGGUUGAAGAGACAACUAAAAAGGCUUUGGAGUACUUCAAAAGCAUCCGACAUAUCAUACUUUACUAUGAGGAUGUAGUAAAGAAUCGCACUAAGUUAGAUGAGGUUCAAGAAUUCCUAAAGGUUCCAAAGAGGGAGUUAAGGAGUCGUCAGGUAAAGAUACACAAGGGAUCUUUAUCGAAUCACAUUCAGAAUUGGAAGGAUGUAGAAAAAGCACUCAACGGGACGCAGUAUGAAAGCUACCUAUAUGGAGAUUACAAGAGGUAAAAAGCAUUGCCACGAUGUGCAUUCUAUUAUCAACCAUUUUUUUCUUUUUGGUUUAAAUCUCCAAAUGACAGGAGUCAACAGGGGGGAACCCAGCAAGCCACCCUGUUGGGAUUUUGGCUAUAGAGUGCUUAUCUUAGAAACUUCUUUUAGCUUCACACUGACUAUUCUAUUCAUUCUUUUACCCUCUAAACACAUCAACUCUGCUGUAUGUUCAUUUCUUUUGUGUCUUAAAUGAAAAGAGAAAAUUGCCCUUUU
Hibiscus syriacus is the source of this 1526-nucleotide messenger RNA. RefSeq lists its product as uncharacterized. NCBI's taxonomy places the organism in Eukaryota, Viridiplantae, Streptophyta, Magnoliopsida, Malvales, Malvaceae. The record is from RefSeq and is a predicted model, not a curated record. The transcript is spliced from 6 exons. The coding region runs from base 315 to 1271 and encodes 318 amino acids.